Messenger RNA from Gastrolobium bilobum, 1840 nucleotides. RefSeq names its product vacuolar protein sorting-associated protein 9A-like. Bases 165 to 1580 code for a protein of 471 amino acids. Lineage: Eukaryota; Viridiplantae; Streptophyta; Magnoliopsida; Fabales; Fabaceae. The transcript is spliced from 5 exons. Gene Ontology annotation, molecular function: small GTPase binding; guanyl-nucleotide exchange factor activity. Gene Ontology annotation, cellular component: cytosol; endocytic vesicle. Gene Ontology annotation, biological process: vesicle-mediated transport. The record is from RefSeq and is a predicted model, not a curated record.
UUGGUGGAGUGAUGUGAGAAUGAGAUGGUAAUUGUACUGGAUCGCUUCUUCGUCUUGUGUUGUCAACGAAGACGAAGACGAAGCUGAAGCUGAAGCAGAAGCAGCAACUUUAACUGCAACACAACACAACACAACACUCAGGGCUCAGGCUGAGGCGGCGGAGAAUGGAAAACGCCGACGUUUUCUUGGGCUUACACGACUUCCUAGAGCGCAUGCGGCAACCCUCCGCCGCUGAUUUCGUCAAAGCAAUCAAAAGUUUUAUUGUUUCGUUUUCAAAUAAUGCUCCUGAUCCUGAGAGGGACAGUGCCGCGGUUCAAGAGUUCCUUGCUAAUAUGGAAGCGGCUUUCAAGGCUCAUCCACUUUGGUCUGGCUGCUCUGAGGAGGAGCUUGAAAGUGCCGGUGAAGGGCUUGAGAAGUAUGUCAUGACGAAGUUGUUUGCUCGUGUAUUUGCUUCACUUCCGGAUGAUGUAAAACUUGAUGACCAACUUUCUGAGAAGAUGGCUUUGAUUCAACAGUUUAUUCGGCCAGAAAAUUUGGAUAUCAAGCCAGCAUUUCAAAAUGAAACAUCAUGGUUGCUUGCACAGAAAGAAUUACAGAAGAUCAACAUGUACAAGGCACCCAGAGACAAACUUGUCUGUAUCUUGAAUUGUUGCAAGGUUAUUGGUAACUUGCUGCUUAAUGCUUCUGUUGCUUCCAAAGAGAAUCCUCCAGGAGCUGAUGAAUUCCUUCCUGUGCUAAUUUAUGUUACCAUAAAGGCAAACCCUCCCCAACUGCACUCAAAUCUGCUGUACAUACAAAGGUUUAGACGCCAAUCUCGAUUAGUUGCGGAAGCAGCAUAUUAUUUUACAAACAUGCUCUCUGCUGAGUCCUUCAUCUCUAACAUUGAUGCAAAAGCCAUUUCAAUGGAUGAAACUGAGUUUGAGAGAAACAUGGAAUUUGCUCGUGCUCUUCUUUCUGGGCCUUCAGUGGAUACGCAAGAUCCCAGUUCACCGUAUCAAAAUUAUGGACUUCAUCCAAGUGCAGAACCUACUAUGCACAAAAAUAAAGCUUUGAAUGAUAAUAAGGACCCUUCAUUACGAACUCCAUCAUCUGUUGCAAAAUCAGAAAGUAAGAAAGUGACAUUUGCAGAUGAGUUUUCGAUCACAAAAGUUCCAUCCCUCUCAGAUUUGGAGAACAAAGGGGCAAGUAUGCUUUUAAAGGAGGAUAAGGUGAAUGAAAUUUUCAGGGAGUUUCCAUAUUUGUUUGCUAGUGCUGGUGACCUAACUGUAGGUGAUGUUGAAGACCUGCUAAAUAAUUACAAACAACUUGUUUUCAAGUAUGUAUGUCUUUCCAAGGGGUUAGGCGUCUCUCCUAUAUCCCAUCCUCCGUCUAAUCACCAAAAUAAUGAUCAAGAAGACCAUGCUGAAACCACAAUAAAUUCUUCAGAUGGUGGAGAUGUAGGUGCCAAUGAUAAAUCAGAAAAUUCUACUGAUACACCAGAGGAUAGUUCAGAUAAAGUUUCACUUCUUGAGGAGGAAAAAAUUGAAUCUGGUCUGCCACAGGAUGAGGCAGUUGCACCUGAGGGUGGUGCCCCCUCUUAACAAAUUGGAACUACCUACGAUUUUCUUUUCUUCUUCUUCUUCUGUUUUUUUUUUUGUUUAUCAUCCACCCCUCAUUUUUUCACUCUUUUUCAUGUAAAUUUAUUUUAUAUUUCCGUCUUGUGAUAGCUGCCCUCUUUCUUAAUGCGUGGAAUGGCAUUACCAUGACCACUAUGCCCUCUGUAACAUUGUUCUUAAAAUAGAUUUUAGAACUGCAACAAAUAUAAAUUUUGCGUUUGGUUUUGCAAUGGAUAAAGAAUAAG